AUGCUCAUGUUUUUGCGCAUGCGUGUUUAAGCGUAAUGCGUGGACUUCAUAGCGUCAACUUUGUCAUUAUACCGUUGUUUAAAUUGUGGUGUUGUUAAAGGAAAAGAAGUUGUGGCUUGAGAUGAAUCAACAAUGCACACAAAGACGACAAAACGUUGAAAUCACGAAGAAUGAAAGCGAAAUCUGAGGGGAAAUAUUUCGUAUGUGUUGAGAUCAGUUGGCUGAACAGGUCAAUGUGCAUCACAGAAUCAGGAUGCUGUCCUGACUCAAGAUGACAAGCGAGAGAAUGAAAGGAAUACCUUUUAUGCUUGGUAUCCAGUAUUUCUAGAUCCCAGAUUUCACUCUAUUCCAUCUGCACUUUGGGGAUCACUGACUGGUUGAAUCAGUAACCUCCUUAAUAGAGGGAGGAAUUGAUGUAACUCUGUAACCGGGGAAAAUAUUAUAUUAUUGUAAUUGCUUUCAAUGGAAAGUUUAGAUGCUUGGAGUUUCUAAAUUAUCUUUCAGGAACACAUAAAUGUUAUAUUCAUCCCACAACUUUUCUCACUUUUUUAUUGAAUAGUUUCCUGAAUCAGAUUUUAAGUCUUGGUUGAAUAACAUGGCAUACAAUUCACUUGAUUUUUCAACUGGAAAUGAUUUCAUCUGCACAGAAUGUGGUGAAGGGUUUGGCCAGUACCCAAAACUGAUCAAUCACAUGGCAAAUCAUGGACCCAUUGGCCCAUUUUCUUCAAUUUCUGAAACUGCAGCUAAUGGUUGUGACAAACCUAUUGAAUUUGCACUUCAUGAAAAUGGAACACUCACAGUGGUUGAUAGAUCUGCUUUAUCAAACUUCUCAUUCUUGUUUGGAAAACCCAUGUCAAAGAUAUUGUCGAACCCAACACAUUAUCAGGAUUCCUUUCCAAGCAAAGUAGCAGAUAGAGACCAUGCCCAGUGUAGAUGUGAGAGAUGUGGUCAAGUGUUUAGGAACCAGAGAAGUUUACAACAACAUCAACGCUAUCGUCCCCUUGAACAAGGGUUUAAAUGUACCUUAUGUUGCAAGGUCUUUUAUGAUAGAGAGAGCCUUCGUGGGCACCUUCAGAAUCAUGCCCAUGAACGUUUUUACAGUUGUGGACAUUGUGGAAAACGUUUUUUAAGACAAGAGACCUUGUUGUUACAUCAGAAAGAAUGGCAUGGGUUUCUUGGAUCCAGGAGUUCAGGUAAAUUUGAUGAGGACCGCGAAAACGGUAUAGAUAAAUCAUAUCCUUGCAAGAUUUGUGGCCUGCGUUUCUUUUGGUUAUCAGACUUGCAGAGCCAUCUGCUUAAUCAUUCUUAUAUCAGCAAAGCAACUGAUGAUCCCACACAAAAAGAGAACAUACAGGAACAAGAUGAGAGUAGUCCUAAAAAAAGUGCCUCCCAUUCUCCUGAUGAUUCUACUGACCGAUCAUAUCGUUGUGGCUUGUGUGGAGGACACUUUAAUUGCUUGUCAGAUUUGAAAGACCAUCAUCUUUCAGAUCAUCCAGAUGAGGACUCUUCUGAGCCAGUAUCUGAGAUUAAACGACAAUCAGUUAAUUAUUAUGGUAUAAUGCGUCAAACAGUUUCAAAACACCAAACUCAACGAAUGGAUCUAUUGAGGCCACGAAUGAGAGGUAGACCAAGAGGAGGUGCUUCCAGAGGUAAUCCACACUCUAAAGUAUUUCCUUGCAAACAAUGCCAUCGUGUUUUUGUACACUCCAGUAGCCUUUCCCGACAUAUGCGAUACCAUAAGGGUACCCUUCACACAUGCCUUUAUUGUGGGAGACACUUUCCACAAAGAUGUGAUGUCACAAGGCAUGUUGCCAUGUACCAUAGUUCAGACAUAAAGCCUAAGGCAGAUAGUGAAAAAUUAGACCAAGAAGAUGAAACUGCUACACGUGAGUCACCAAAAAUGGAGACAGGCAAUGGGAGUGAUCAUGAAGAUCAGGACACUGUAGACCAGCAGUCACCAAAACCACCAGACAACGAGGAGUUGCCAGAUACUCAAGAGACCUCUCUACUCAAACCCCGGAUGACCUACAAAUGCAAGGACUGUGGUAGAGUCUUUAGGCUACUUAGCGUAUUUCAGCGACAUGGCCGAUACCACAGAAUAAACCCUUCUCGGGUAUUGUUAAGUUGUCCUCGUUGUCCAUGUCGCUUUACCUUCCGCUCUGCUCUUGAGCGCCAUCUAGAGAAUCAUGAUAAAGAAGGAUCCGAGAAGCAUGGUCAGGAAGCAUCCCCAACAGAGGCAGAGACAAAUACAGAGUAUGUGGAAAAUGAUGAUGAUUUGAGUGUUGAACGGAGUGAGUCAGAUGCUGAAUCAAAAGAUGUAUUAUAUGAAUGCACUGAAUGUACUGAGACUUUCACAGAACUACAGCUAUUCCUCAAACAUCAAAGCACUCAUGGUUGAAAGACAAUUUGAAGAGAGGGCAUCUUGAUCUGUUUCAUACAAUGCCACAGCUGUGAUGUUGUGCAACAAAUCAAGUACAUACAUCAAGUACAUCAAGGUUUUCUAAAAUAGUUUCAAAAGUGAAAACUGAAUUUGUACUAAAAAUUGGUACUUUGAACCAUUUGUUUCCUACUGUGAAGGUUCUUACACCUAGCUGUCUAUCCAUCUUAAUUUUUCACUUACAUUUAGUCACUUACCCUGAAACAUUGGGUUUGUCCUCUACAGGGCCCCACUCAUAUCUGACUUUGCAGUGUGUACUCAUUUGAUAUUGAAUGUCUUCAGAGCUGCCACUUACUGAUUACCAAGACCAUUUGAUUUACAUGUUUAGUUCCCUUCCCAGUUUUCUUUAGUAGGCUCUGGUUAAAUAUUGGGUGGUGUACUGCUCAUAGAAAUAAGUGUUUCCAUUAUUUUAACAAUUUUUAAAAAGAUGUACUGAAAAAAGUAUUUGUAUGCACAGUAUAUAUAAUUGGUGCCAUCAGGUUAUAUAGCCUCCUUUACAGCAACUGACUACAGAGAAUAAAUUCUAAUUUACUGCUAAAACCCAAGAUGUACCCUUAAAAUAACAGCCUGGUCUGGCAUUUUGGUUCUGUCAGGUUCAGCCAUUAUUGUCAGAAGUCCAGAGUGAAAUCAUGUUAGUUGAUUUUGUUAGAGCUAUGGGUACAGUUGUAAUUAAGUUCACUGAUGCAGAAAUUUGAAGAUUUGUAUUGAGGGCUUUCUCGGGACUAAAAUCAUGCUUGUUUACAAAAUGCACCCCAGGUCCAUUGCCAAGGAAAAGUGCUUUUAAUUCAGAAGACUAACUUCAAAUAUAAUGACUGCAUUUGCAGUUAGGAGACCAAUUGUGAUUUGAGGACAAGUUAGUUCUGAAUUUUCAUCUGGCUUUAUCCUGUUCUGCUGUAAAGACUAUACAUAUAUAUUUGUAAUUGUUUCUGUGGUGUGAGGUGAUUUUUUUAAUAAUGACUGAAACAACUGCAGAUCUCUUGUGUACUUGUAUUAAUAAAGUUCAAUAUUUUA
Messenger RNA from Tachysurus vachellii, 3448 nucleotides. RefSeq lists its product as uncharacterized. The coding region runs from base 596 to 2398 and encodes 600 amino acids. The record is from RefSeq and is a predicted model, not a curated record. The transcript is spliced from 3 exons. Gene Ontology annotation, biological process: regulation of transcription by RNA polymerase II. Gene Ontology annotation, molecular function: RNA polymerase II transcription regulatory region sequence-specific DNA binding; DNA-binding transcription factor activity, RNA polymerase II-specific. Lineage: Eukaryota; Metazoa; Chordata; Actinopteri; Siluriformes; Bagridae. Gene Ontology annotation, cellular component: nucleus.